Molecule: messenger RNA, 3735 nt
Organism: Iphiclides podalirius (scarce swallowtail)
Lineage: Eukaryota; Metazoa; Arthropoda; Insecta; Lepidoptera; Papilionidae
Source: the annotation of a GenBank genome assembly
AUGACGCUGGACAAGCAGCUGGUGUGGGUGCGCGAGCCCGCGGAGGGCUUCGUGCUGGCGCGGCUGCACGAGCUCCUCGGCGAGGAGGCGGACGUGGUGCCCGUGGACAACAGGCACGCGAGGCGCGUCGUCAACUUCGACGACAUCCUGCCCGCCGGCGACCCCGACAAGGACUGCGACGACAACUGUGAACUGAUGUUCCUGAAUGAGGCGACGCUUCUAAACAACAUAAUAUGUCGCUAUAAGAAGAAAAAAAUUUACACAUAUGUGGCGAACAUCCUCUUAGCUGUGAAUCCAUACGAAGACAUCCCAGACCUGUACUCCUCCAGCACCAUCAAGAAGUACCAGGGCCGAUCGCUCGGCGAGCUGCCUCCCCACGUGUUCGCCAUAGCGGACAAGGCGUUCCGCGACAUGAAGUCCUUAAAACAAUCGCAGUCGAUAAUAGUGUCCGGCGAGUCCGGCGCUGGGAAAACGGAGUCCACGAAGUACAUACUGAAGUACCUCUGCGACCUCUGGGCGAAGGGCGCCGGGCCCGUGGAGCAAAAGAUACUGGACGCCAACCCGAUCCUGGAGGCGUUCGGCAACGCGAAGACGACGCGGAACAACAACAGCUCGCGCUUCGGCAAGUUCAUGGAGGUGCACUUCAGCGGCCGCUGGCAGGUGGUGGGCGGCCACAUCUCGCACUACCUGCUCGAGAAGUCGCGCAUCUGCACGCAGAGCGCGGAGGAGAGGAACUACCACGUGUUCUACCUGCUCUGCGCCGGGGCGCCGGCCGAGCUGAGGGCAAGACUGGCGCUCUCCGCCCCCGACCAGUACCAGUACCUGAAGAAUGGCUGCACCCAAUACUUCACGAGCCCGGCCUCCGAGAAGAAGAUCAGCGACAGUCAGAAGAGCGAGCAGCAGAAGGCGAAAGGUGGUCUCCGCGACCCCAUUCUGGACGACGUGGAGGAUUUCCAGAGGCUGCAUCAGGCGCUGCGGCGCGUGGGACUGAGCGAGGCGGAGGAGGAGGCGGUGUACCGCGUGGUGGCGGCCGUGCUGCACCUGGGCAACGUGCGCUUCGAGGAGGAGGGGGGCGCGCGCGGCGGCUGCACCGUGGCGCCGGCCAGCGAGCCCGCGCUGGCGCACGCGGCCGCGCUGCUCGGCGUGCACGCGCCCGACCUGCGCAUGGCGCUCGUCUCCAGGCUCAUGCAGAGCGCGCGCGGCGGCCUCAAGGGCACCGCCAUCAUGGUGCCGCUGAAGCCGCACGAGGCGACGAACGCGCGCGACGCGCUGGCCAAGGCGGUGUACAGCCGCCUCUUCGACCACAUCGUGCACCGCAUCAACGCCAGCAUCCCCUUCCAGGCCUCCGCCUACUACAUCGGCGUGCUCGACAUCGCCGGCUUCGAGUACUUCCAGAUGAACAGCUUCGAGCAGUUCUGCAUCAACUACUGCAACGAGAAGCUGCAGCAGUUCUUCAACGAGCGCAUCCUGAAGAACGAGCAGGAGCUGUACCGGCGCGAGGGGCUCAACGUGCCCGAGAUCAGAUUCGUCGACAACCAGGACUGCAUAGACCUGAUCGAGAGCAAGAACCACGGCAUCUUCCACCUCCUCGACGAAGAGUCGAAGCUCCCGAAACCGGAGUUUGGUCACUUCACGCACUCCGUCCACAAACAGCUGGGCGGGAAUAACCACAGCGGCCGCCUCCAAGUGCCUAGAGCGUCCCGCCUGAAGGCGCAUCGGCUGGUAAGGGACGACGAGGGCUUCCUAUUGAGGCACUUCGCGGGUGCCGUCUGCUACAACACGAGCCAGUUCAUAGAGAAGAACAACGACGCGCUCCACGCCUCGCUCGAGUUCCUAGUUCAAGAGUCUAGCAGCCCGCUGGUGCAGCAACUCUUCCAGAAUACGGACAACAACAACGCCAAGGGGAAACUGAACUUUAUCUCCGUGGGCGCAAAGUUCCAAACGCAACUGUCGCAGCUGAUGGACAAGCUCAAGGAGAACGGCACGAACUUCGUGCGGUGCGUGAAGCCGAACGGGCGCAUGGCGGCGCGGCUGGCGGAGGGCGCGCUGGUGCUGGCGCAGCUGCAGUGCUCGGGCACGGCGGCCGUGCUGGAGCUCAUGCAGCACGGCUUCCCCUCGCGCGCGCCCUGCCGCGACCUGCACGCGCUCUACGCGCCGCACCUGCCGCUGCAGCUCAGCCGCCUCUCGCCGCGCCUCUUCUGCGAGGCGAUGGUGCACAGCCUGGGCCUGUCGGACAAGGACUACAAGUUCGGGCUGACGCGCGUCUUCUUCCGGCCGGGCAAGUACUCGGAGUUCGACACCAUGAUGCGCUCCGAGCCGGAGGACCUCAAGGCCAUCGUGGACUCGGUGCUGGCCUGGCUCGUCAAGUCGCGCUGGCGCCGCUCCAUCUUCGCCGUGCUCUCCCUGGUCAAGUUGAAGAACAAGAUCCUGUACCGGCGCGAGUGCCUGGUCCUGGUGCAGAGCAGCGUGCGCGGCCACCUGGCGCGGCGCCGCCACCGGCCGCGCUACAGGGGCGUGGCCAAGAUCAGGGCGCUGCAGGGGAACCUCGCCCAGAUGGAGGCCGUCACCGCGCAGCUCGACCAGGGGAGGGACUCGGCCAGGAGGAACAUCGAGAACCUGAGGAACUCCAUCGGCAACGCCUGCGCCCUGAUCAAGAGCAACGAGAAUAUAACGCGUUCGGAAAUAGACGAGCUGUACACCAAGCUGACUAAGGAAGCUGAAACGCAGAUGGCAACCUUACAGAAGGCGAUGACCGACAAAAAGAACAGAGAGGAGCAAGAGAGGCUGCGCAAGAUCGAGGCGGAGAUGAGAGCCGCGGAGGAAGCCAAGCGCAAAGAGCAAGAGAGGCUGCGCCAGGAGGAGGAGCAUCGCAGGCUGAAGGCGGAGAUGGAGGCGCGCCGCAAGGCGGAGGAGGCGGAGCGCGCGCGGCUGGAGCGCGAGGAGCAGGCCGCGGCCGCGCUGCUGCAGCGCCGCCUGGACGAGGCCGCCGUCGCCGACCGCGACAGCAGGGAGAGGCUCGAACAGGAGAGAAGGGACCACGAGAUGGCGAUGAGGUUGGCCGAAGAGACGAACGGUCACGUCGAGGGCUCUCCCCCUCAGCUGCGAAGUUUCCCCACAAUGGACUCAGUGAACGGCGAGAAUAAGUUAAACAGGUCGGAGCGCGUGCGGAUGCAACAGGCGAUGGCGGGCAAACAGAAGUACGACCUGUCCAAGUGGAAGUAUUCCGAGCUGAGGGACACGAUUAACACCUCGUGCGACAUCGAGCUGCUCGAGGCCUGCCGGCACGAGUUCCACCGCCGGCUGAAGGUGUACCACGCGUGGAAGGCGAAGAACGCGCGCAAGACCACGAUGGCCGAGCAGGAGAGGGCGCCGCAGUCCGUCAUGGACGCAGCCAGGGCGCCGCGCGUGGUGGGGCGCGAGGCGCGCGAGGUGCUGGGCGCGCGGCACCGCUACUUCCGCAUCCCGUUCGUGCGGCCGGGCGGCGGCGAGCGGCGCGGCUGGUGGUACGCGCACUUCGACGGCCGCUACGUCGCGCGCCAGAUGGAGCUGCACCCGGACAAGACGCCCGUGCUGCUGCAAGCGGGCGUGGACGACAUGCAGAUGUGCGAGCUGAGCCUCGAGGAGACGGGGCUGACGCGCAAGCGCGGCGCCGAGAUCCUCGAGCACGAGUUCGAGCGCGAGUGGGCGCGCCACGCGGGCCCGCCCUACCGCGCCCUGGACAGAACCCAGCCAUCU